AUCACAGCUCAGAGGCACUGUACUCGAGUACAGUACGGUACGAGUCCCGGUACUAGUAAGGUACGGUGCUCGAGCACGGCACAGCUACGACACCGAUAUUUGUUUUUUCGUUAACUCCAACUCCCCGUUGUGGAGCCCCUAUCCCACUUUACCCUCUCUACACUUGAACUCUCUACACUUGAACUCCCCUUCCCUCUACUAAUACCUCGCACCUUAUUACCAACAAACCAGUUCUUCAAUAGCCCGGUGCUCCCCCCCGAACCUACAACUCAAGUAGUUCAAUAUUGGAAUUGGACCUUUGCCUUCCCCUCCUCACUCUGAAACACGAUGUCGUCCCCGGCCCUGCAGUCUUCUCCUCCUCCGGAAGUCAACCCCAGAAAACGCGGCUUAGAAGAUGAUGAUAAUGAAGAUAUGAGAGAUACUGGGGUUCCUUCAAGUCGUCAGUAGUUUAUUUUCAUUUGUCCCUUACCGACACCUUCUUCCAUCUUUGCCACAUUUACCAUUCGAAAGCAGCGGAGCCGUUUCCAACGCUCAAAACUUUGCAUCAGGGGUUUGCUAACUUUGUGUUUGCCUCCUCCUAGCUCCCGGUGGCUUUUUACCCUCGACCCCUGGCUUCCGCUCCUCCCCCCCACUCAUGGAUGAUGAUGACGAUGAUGAACUUGACGAGCACGAUGGGGUAUGUAGGAUCAAUACCCCAAUUCGUGAAUCGUGAUUGAAAUUAUGUGAACAGAUCCAAGACCUGGAGGAUAUGGAGGAGGAAAUGGAUGGCGAGGAUUUAAUGCAGGAUAUGGAGCGGUGAGCUAGUCCUUACGGAGGCACAGGAUACGAACUAAUGAGAGAAAUUGCAGAGACUACACUCAAAACCUCGUUCUCGAUCAAUACGAAACCACCAAUAUUGAUGAUGAAGGCGAAUAUGAUGAACUCAGUGCCGCCGAAGUUCGCCGGCUUAACAAACAGAUGGACAUGCGAGAUAACAUGGCCCGGCGAAUGCCUAAUGCCUUCUACAAUAUUGACGAGGAAGAUGACGAAAUGGAUCUAUCCAACCAGGUCCGCCGCCGUAGGCACCAUUUCGAUGAGGAUCCCCAGGAUGAAAUGGAUAACGUGAUGGAUGAGGAGCUCUCAUUAGAACAACUCGGCGAUGUUAAAGCUUCUAGCAUCGCUGAUUGGCUCACGGUUCCUAAUGUAUACCGCAGCGUGGCUGUGCAUUUCAAGAAUUUCUUGCUCGAAUAUACAGAUGAUGCCGGCUCUUCAGUGUACGGUAACCGUAUCAGGACUCUUGGUGAGAUCAAUUCCGAAUCCCUAGAGAUCUCAUUCCAGCAUCUUGCAGAGUCCAAAGCUACGCUCGCCUUGUUCUUAGCAAAUGCCCCGACUGAAACGUUGAAAAUCUUCGAUCAGGUCGCCCUUGAAGCUACCCUCCUUCACUACCAAGACUAUGAGCGAAUCCAUUCCGAGAUUCACGUACGCGUUGCUGAUGUGCCAACAUCUUACACUCUCCGUGAGUUGCGCCAGUCUCAUCUCAAUGCUCUCGUGCGCGUCCGCGGUGUAGUUACUCGACGGACGGGUGUUUUCCCUCAGCUCAAAUACGUCAAGUUUGACUGCGCCAAAUGUGGUACCACCCUUGGUCCAUUUCAACAGGACUCAAAUGUUGAGGUUAAGAUUUCAUACUGCCAAAAUUGCCAGUCCCGUGGGCCAUUCUCUCUAAACUCGGAAAAGACAGUUUACAGGAAUUACCAAAAAAUGACGUUACAAGAGUCGCCGGGAACUGUGCCGGCAGGGAGACUUCCAAGGCAUAGAGAAGUCAUUUUGCUCUGGGACUUGAUCGACACAGCCAAGCCUGGGGAAGAGGUAGAGGUCACCGGGAUCUACAGAAAUAAUUACGAUGUACAACUCAACCAGAAAAACGGGUUUCCUGUCUUUGCUACUGUGUUGGAGGCCAAUAAUGUUGUCAAAAGCCAUGACGAGCUCGCUGGCUUUAGAUUGACCGAAGAAGACGAAAAGGCUAUCCGUACGCUUGCUAGGGAUGAGAAGGUUGUAGACAAGAUAAUUGACUCCAUGGCACCAAGCAUAUAUGGCCACCGCGACAUUAAGACUGCUGUGGCCUGCUCUCUGUUUGGGGGUGUUGGAAAGAACAUCAAUGGCAAACACCAAAUUCGUGGUGAUAUCAAUGUCCUCUUGCUCGGAGAUCCUGGUACUGCCAAAUCGCAAGUACUAAAGUACGUUGAGAAGACAGCCCAUAGAGCAGUUUUUGCCACUGGCCAAGGGGCAAGUGCUGUUGGUUUAACAGCAAGCGUGCGAAGAGAUCCAAUGACGUCGGAAUGGACACUAGAGGGUGGUGCUCUUGUCUUAGCUGAUAAGGGAACCUGUUUGAUCGAUGAGUUUGACAAGAUGAAUGACAAAGACAGGUAUACAUGCGAUCUCGCGAUCCCGCUAUUCGAGCCCAAUGAGCAUGGCUGAUGGUAUGUUCUAGAACCUCUAUCCACGAAGCUAUGGAGCAACAAUCCAUAUCGAUCUCCAAAGCUGGUAUUGUCACUACGUUGCAGGCACGUUGUGCGAUCAUCGCAGCGGCCAACCCAAUCGGAGGACGAUACAACUCGACAAUUCCCUUCGCUCAAAACGUGGAACUGACAGAGCCUAUCCUGUCUCGGUUCGAUGUUCUCUGCGUCGUACGUGAUACAGUUGAUCCCGAGGUUGAUGAGCUCCUCGCAAAGUUUGUUGUCGAGUCACAUGGCCAUUCCCAUCCUGUAGGAAAUAGUUCCGCUACUCCCGCAGUUAGCAGUGGCAAUAGCACAAACUCCCCGAUCCCGCAGGAGUUGCUCCGGAAAUAUAUUCUUUACGCCCGAGAACAUUGCUCUCCCCAGUUACACCAGAUGGAUCAAGAUAAGGUCUCUCGAUUGUUUGUGGAGAUGCGUCGCGAGUCUCUGGCAACCGGGAGCUUCCCGAUCACUGUCAGACAUUUGGAAAGCAUUAUCAGGCUAUCGGAAGCCUUUGCGAAAAUGAGGCUAAGUGAAUACGUCUACUCGCGAGAUAUCGACCUUGCCAUUGCCGCUACGGUAGACAGCUUUGUUGGUGCGCAAAAGGUCUCUGUUAAGAAGAGUCUUGCGAGAGCAUUCGCGAAAUACACCUUACCCAAGGGAGGACCAAGGGGGCCAACCACAGGAGCUGGGAAGAGGACUAGGGUUGCCGCCUAGGAAUACUUUUCACUUUCUUGAGGGCUGAAAAUGUUAGUGCGACCCGUAGGGCGUUCGGUCAUGCUCAUACCAAUGUUUUUCAUAUGUACUUUAAUACAGUGUUUGGUUUAUCAAAACAAAAAAAGGAAAGCCGAGUACCGGUGCCCCAGACUUACCCGAGUGCAUUGGGUAUUAAACAUGUCAAAUGUCCGGAUUGAACAUUCAUCACGAUUUCUAUAAGUAAUUGCCUCGUAAGGUGGGCUAGCGCGUGAAUACGAUAGCUCGAGACGACUUCGUUAUUAGAGAGCCAAAGUGCAGCGAUACAGAUAUGAAAAAU
Tuber aestivum (summer truffle) is the source of this 3504-nucleotide messenger RNA. Lineage: Eukaryota; Fungi; Ascomycota; Pezizomycetes; Pezizales; Tuberaceae. The record is from the annotation of a GenBank genome assembly.